Molecule: messenger RNA, 1500 nt
Organism: Penicillium cosmopolitanum
Lineage: Eukaryota; Fungi; Ascomycota; Eurotiomycetes; Eurotiales; Aspergillaceae
Product: cytochrome P450
Exons: 4
Coding region: 1-1500 (499 amino acids)
Molecular function (GO): heme binding; monooxygenase activity; oxidoreductase activity, acting on paired donors, with incorporation or reduction of molecular oxygen
Source: RefSeq, a predicted model, not a curated record
AUGCUACAAGAAAAGACUUGGCUCUCGCUUGUCAUUGUUGUGAUCUGUUCGCGUUUCAUUUGGAGACUGUUCUUUCAUCCACUAAGCCGGUUUCCCGGCCCAAAACUGGCAGCAAUAUCGAAUUUGCCUUAUGUCAAAUGGUCACUAAACGGCGAGCUUCAUACGAAAAUCCAGAAAUUGCAUGAUCGAUACGGCGAUGUGAUUCGGAUCCGCCCUAAUGCCCUAACCUACCGGAGCGCAGAGGCCUGGGCGGAUAUCUACUCGCAUCGGAAGGCCGGCAAACCGUCUUUUGACAAAGAUCCUCAAUUUUAUAUCGCCUCGUCUAGCGGCGGUAAGCCAAACUUGAUCAAUAGUAAUAACGAGGACCAUAGUCGCCAGAAGCGGCUAUUGACACAUGCAUUUUCUGAGCGGUCCUUGCGCGAGCAAGAAGAACUGAUUCUUGGAUAUAUUGACCUCUUUAUUGGUCAAUUAGACAAGUAUGCCACCAGAAGUUCAAAUGUCCAACAUAAUGUCCUAGACCUUGUUCGCUGGCUGAACUUCCUGACAUUUGAUAUUAUUGGUGACCUUGCCUUCGGAGAGCCUUUUGGCUGCCUUAAGGACUCAGAAUACCACCCUUGGGUCAGCACCAUGUUCCAGAGCAUCAAGACAGGGGCCUUCCUUCGAGCGCUUUCGAUCUAUCCUAUUCUCGCUUUCUUAAUUCGCAAGGCAAUGCCUAAGCGUUUGAUCCAAAAACGCAUACAGCAUUACCAGCUUAGCAAAGAGCGUGUGAAUCGACGACUAGAAAUGAACACCUCGCGUCCUGAUUUUAUCUCUUAUAUCUUGAGAUAUAAUGAUGAGCGGACGAUGGAUACCUCGGAGAUCCAGACAAAUGCGGCUCUCAUCAUUCAGGCUGGCAGUGAGACCACAGCCACAGCCCUAGCAGCAUGCAAUUUCUAUCUUCAGAAGAAUAGAGACUGCUACUCCAAGCUUACUGAAGAGAUUCGCACAUAUUUUACUUCUGAGGACGAAAUGACGUUUCUAUCGGUCGCGAAGUUACCGUUCUUGAAUGCUGUUAUUGAAGAAGGCUUGCGGAUGUAUCCUCCAUCGCCAGCAAUUGGACCGCGGGUUGUCCCUAAAGGAGGAGCACCGGUUUGUGGAGAGGUUCUUCCAGAAGAUACUUCCGUAUCUGUCGCCCAUUAUUCGGCAUUCCGAGGGGCGUCUAACUUCGAAGAACCCAACUCGUUCCUCCCACAACGCUGGCUUAAGCAAGAUGGCAAAGGCAGGUUCCAGAAUGAUAAGCGCGAGGCCUUGCAACCAUUUUCAAUGGGUCCCCGUGCUUGUAUAGGUCGCAAUUUAGCCUAUGCGGAAAUGCGCCUCAUUCUCUGCAAGUUGUUUUGGAAUUUCGACAUAGACCUGGACUCGCGGGCGAACGACUGGGACAAAGCCAAAAGCUACAUUGUUUGGGAGAACCGGCCACUCUGGGUGCAUCUUCAGCGAGCCCGUCAUUUGUCAGAAAAUUGA